AUGAGCGACUCUCGCCGCCCCCGUCGGCCAGACAGCCGCCAAAUGUGGGAUGAAUCAGACCGCCCACACCGGCCCAGAGACCGAGACCGCGACCGUGACCGCGAUCGUGAAAGGGACAGAGACAGAGACAGAGACUCCGAUCGUCCCAAACGCUACCGGUCACGAUCCCGAUCUCCCGACCGCGGAAAUCGUCAAAAUGACCGCUCCAGAUCCCCCGACAGACGAUACAGAGGUCGCGGCGGCGGUCGCGGCAGGGGCCGAGGACGAGACAGAUCCCCCAGAGACUCCCGCCGCUACGAUGACAGAGACCGCCCCCGACGAGAUACUCGUCCCCGGUCCGCAUCACCAAACACCACAAGUCCACCACCCUCAUCCACACUACCAACGCGCUCCCGUUCCGAUAAACCCCCUCCACAAGCAUCAUCCAGCCGCCGGCGCAGCCCCUCAUCGCGCGACCAGUCUCGCGACGAUACCCCCAUGACGAAUGAGGACGACGCUGAAGACGGAGAGCUACAAGGGGACGACGACAUGGCUGCCAUGCAGGCAAUGAUGGGCUUUGGGGGAUUCGGCACAACAAAGGGGAAGAAGGUGUCGGGUAAUAAUGCCGGGGCUGUGAGGAAGGAAAAGAAGCUCGAGUAUAGGCAGUAUAUGAACCGACAAGGAGGGUUCAACAGGCCACUGAGCCCGGGGAGGUAG
This is a messenger RNA of Pochonia chlamydosporia 170, 696 nucleotides long. RefSeq lists its product as hypothetical. The record is from RefSeq and is a predicted model, not a curated record. The coding region runs from base 1 to 696 and encodes 231 amino acids. NCBI's taxonomy places the organism in Eukaryota, Fungi, Ascomycota, Sordariomycetes, Hypocreales, Clavicipitaceae. The transcript has a single exon. Gene Ontology annotation, biological process: RNA splicing. Gene Ontology annotation, cellular component: precatalytic spliceosome.